AUAGCGAAAUGUUUGCACUUUUUACCCCUCUUCAUUUGAUUUAUACUCAUUUUGUAGAUAAUAAACACAAUAUAUGAUCAGCUCAGUAAAUAUGAUGCAUUACAAAGAUUAAAGUACACAGCAGCGCAUAAAUUAAGCAAAAUAAGCUGCACCACCACUGCAUACAUGCUGCACAAUAGGUAUAUUUUUCAAUGUAACCACUUUUAAAUGUUAAACUUAAACAAUUUAGACCUACUUGCAAUGAUUACUUUUACAUUGUGGUUAUCUACAGGGCUUCUGUCCAAACAUGGAGGCUGCUGCCCUCUUCAGGCUGAUCUACAGCAACAACAACACAUUUGGCAUGGGAAUACAGAAAGCAUGUAUAAUUGUAAGGUUGAUGUGUUAUUAGUGUCAAUGGGACAGGUCAAGAUGCAUUUUAAAAAACAUGUGAACCUGUCGUAUUUAAAUGAAUGGAGUAAACAUUGCUAUAGCCUUGAAUUACACUGUCUUUCUAAGUAGUAUAUUUAUGACUGCAGUCUGUUGAUGUGGCUCUCUAAAUUCAGUUUUAACUGAAGUCAACUUUCAAAUUUAUUUGUCGCUUAAGGGCAGAUGUAGAUCAAAUAAAAAGGGCCAAAGACAAAAAGACAGACGCAAUUACAUAAACCGUGUUAUCAUAUACAGACCCGAGCAGCACUGCCAAGGUCAGCCUCAACAUGCAGCGUUGUCACAAUCCACAAAGUACAAAAUUAUCACCAUCAUCAACAUCCCUAGAGCGUCAACACGAAACACCGUCACAACUGUCUUCCACCCCCUGACCUGAAUGAAGGAGGAACAUGGCCAUGGCAACCCAUGAGUGCCUCUGUAUGUUGACUCUUACAGAGGAGAACCUGAACCAGGAGCCAGAGGGUAGUGACUGGAACUGUGAAGGAGGAGAGCAGUGACUGACAGGAUGGAUUUUGCACUUUCGCAGCACCUGUCUGCUGUACGGGUCAGUGAGGCUGCUUUGCUGGACUCCUAUGAUUUUGCUGCUGAGCCUUCACAACGUUGGAGAGCUCAGUCUUGGCCUGGACACGGUCAUUUCCAAGAUGAAAGGGAACGUUAAAACGUAAUGUAGGAUUUAUAAAUCAUUGUCUCGAUGGUCCUAUCCUCAUUGGAUUGCACCAUUUUAUGGAGGCAGAAGAGGCGUUGCUAGCCUUUUAGGUAGAGCAUCAAGUACCAAAGGUAUCUGUAGGAUUCCACCACUUCUACUGCCUGCCUCAUAAUAAGGGUAGUGAUCUGAGAGGACUUGCACCUGAAAUUAAUUUUCAGAUAGUGGCCUCAUUUAAAGGAGCUUGAGGGUACACUUUGGAAUCACGGCUAAUUUUUGAUAAAUAGACUUUUUGGACAUUAGUGAUAGCGAAUGUCGAGCACAUGUGGAGGGAACUUCAGGCUGAACUGCCUCUAUAAUGCCAGAAUCAAAGCAGCCUUUCAUAAUUUAUAAAAAGCAGAAUGAUUUAACCUAUAUUGUGCUCAGGAUGAGCGUCAAGCGUAUUUCAUUCCCAUAUCUGUCCGUCCAUUUCCUACAUCCACAUUUAUUAGGGCCUGCUGCACUCUGGAGUCUCUCCCAGAAUUCACUGGGGAAAUUACAAGGCUAUUCUGUGACAAGGCAGACAAACAGAUAAACAAACACAUAUUUACCAGCUGUUCAUAAAGAUGCAUAUUUGAUAAUGAGGUGUCACAGUCAUAUCGCAAAAUAUUGAUGUAUCUAGUUUGACUGCCGGGCUAAUUGCUUUAAUUAAGACGGCAUUAAAACCAAACACACACUGUAUUCUGUUGCAUUCAGAAAACAAGAGUAAAAUAGUCACUCGGCACCUUCACGAUCAUACAGCACAGACGACAACAAUGUACCACAGUUAAUUAAAGCACUCAAUACUAAGAGUUAAUAAAAUGUCCUGCUGUAUGUCUUGAUUUGACUAGAGAGUAUUAAAAGACACAGAGUCAUGUGGUAGCUUGUUGCCACCUUGUGGGUGAAUCAUGGUGACUGGAGACGCACCGGUGGGUGACUUCUUUGGAUUCAUAUGUUUCUCUUGCUAUAUAAAACAAAAGAAAGCCAGCACUCUGAAUUAAACAAAAGCAAAAAGUAAGGGAAAAAAAUCAGGAUAGGUCGGCUGUAGUCAUUUCAGUAUUCAUUACUAGUUCUGGUCAUUGUAAUCAAUAGAAUCCUUUAGGGUGCAAUAUCAGGCAUUUAAACCAGGCAUUCAUAUGUUUCUUGGAGGUUUAGAUGAGUUGGUGAUGCAAAAGCAAAAAGUAAUAUUAUAGAUAUUAGUGAGUCAGUCCAGUAGAUGCUUCUGCCAUUAAAAUGAAACCAUCCAUCCAUCCAUCCAUCCAUCCAUCCAUCCAUCCAUCCAUCCAUCCAUCCAUCCAUCCAAUAAUUUGAACUGUUGCCUCGGGCAGCUGCUACAGGUACAUCAAGAAAGGACUGACAGAUUUAAGGACAGCUUCUUCCCCAGAGCCCUCACCACUCUGAACCCAACACUCACCAGUGUUCUACACAGUGCAAUAUAUGCUGCAGUAUUUUAUUUUGUUUUAUUUUAUUUAUUUAUUUUUGCUGGGUUGCUUGUUGCUUGUCUCUUGUGCACCCUGAUGUGAAGCCGUUCUUAUUUUGUUGAACAUUGUAUUAUGACAACAAACUCUCUGAUCCAAUCUAAUCUUCAUUUAAUUGGCUUCAGUUGAAAAGAGACGAACUGUACACUUUGGGAUAUUGUCCACUAGGGGGACAAAGUUCAUUUUGAGCUGCUGCCCCACUCUUUUAUUAAGGAAGCCCCCUCUGUGACUCAUCCUGCUGAAUUUGCUGAAGGACUCAUGUGAGGCUCAGUAUCAGCUCGUCACUGUCCUAAAGUUCUGUAGCAAAGAGAUUUAUCUAUGGUAGCACUGUAACAGAAUGGACACAAUACUGAAUUUCCUUUUAUUUGUCACUUGCCACGUGCCAUAAUGUUGGACUGCCAAAAUUGUGACAGGAAUAGAUAUCCUCUGCCACCAGAAGAUAGAGUUUUAUUUAUUUAUUUAUUUAUUUUUAGGUUUUUGAGUGAUCUUUUAAGAAAUUAAAGUGACAUAUUUUUAGUAUAAUGUUAUAGCUGAGCUGACAGGCACUUUCAGUCAGAAGUGAGGGAGGCUCGACUGCAAAGAGCUGCAGAUUUGUUCAGGUACCGCGAUGACACAUCACCCUCCGUUCAGCAUGAGGAUGAAAGACUUCUCUCCUCUACCUUAAAUGACACAUUGGAGCCACUUUUCAUUUACAUCUUCUCAAAAAAUACUUUAUGGUUGUCUGAAGGAAGGCUUGUAAGCUUAAAAGACUGGAGUGAAAAUCUAAAUGUCAGGCACAGCUGUAACCGAUAGCAUUAAAGUGAAACUCUCGCCAAAAAGCAACCGAGGCUUUAUUUGUGAUUGUAUAUGAGUCAAACCUUCGUGUAAGAGCAUAACUACGUCGGAAGAGGCGCUUUUAAGAUUUUCCGUAGUUUCGUUUUCGGGCAAGCUAAUUUUCAGCAGAUUGCAUGGGGCACUCAUACGCUAGUAUUAAAAAAGCUAUUAAAAAACUGAGAAGGCUGAAACAAGAAACAUGAAACUUUGCUCGUAGUAUCACCAGGGUCUCUACACAUGAACACGAGCACUGAGAACAUUGUUUGAGGAGCGGUCCACCAUUACUCGCCUUCGUGUUAGGUCUCACUCGGGGAUCAACGCUUUUUGUCUGCCAUAAUGGCGGCGUGCCGAAGAUACAGCUGCUAACAUGAGUUGUUCAAAAACCUUCUUUUUAGUAAACUCUGUGUACACAAACAAUGUUCUGAAUGCUCGUGCACAGGUUUUCAUUUUAUUUAACGUUUAGAGAGAGCCAUCUGAGCUGUCAUCCAUUUCCUGUCUGUAGCUUCAUGUCCAACAGACAGUUGUAAAAGAGCGGUAUCCAUGCACCAUAUACCAGCACCACAAGCCGAGUACCAUCUGUUUCUAUUAUAUUGGCAAAAAAGACUGCCGAUAUCUAAAAAACUUAAAGACUCUCAAGAAAACAAUCUAGACGGACAAAUAUGUUUUUUGUGUGUGUUGAACUGUGCCUUUAAAUUCAAGAUGAAAUACCCUUGGUCAUGGCAGGUGCAUUACUGGAAGACACGUAUCAGCAGGCCCCCGGGUCAGUGAGCGUCUUGCUGUGUCCUAUCUAAGAGCCACAGCGUAGUGUGUGAAUGACGCUAUCCUUUGGAUCACAGAAACACCAUUAUCAGCACGCGCUGACAUCACUCGGCCCUCCGCAGCAGCAGCAGCGCAACGCCCCGCCACGGCCCACACACACACACACACCACCGCUCGCCUCCUGCAGCACAAUCAUUGUGUUCAGCGGCCGGCCCAUUGUCUGCGCAGGGGCACGCUGGACAAUGUCGCCAAUCUCUGUCCAAACCAUGAUCCAACACUGCUAUUGUGACCCCGUCGUUUUCCCACUUAACCGGACAAGAUGGUGUUCCCGUGUGAUUAGAGGAGAGGGUGGGGGGGUGGGGGUCCUCUGUUCUGCCUGGCACUGGGGUUGAGAAUGUGAGGACGGCACAGAUUAUCAAUCUGUGACGUUGGUGCAGUCACUGAGAAGACAUGUGGACGGGCUCGUUGCACAACACAAGGAUGUCACCGUCAUCUUGACCUCUCCGCUGGCAGUGAGUUUCGCGCGGUAGGAGUUAAAGCUUCUCUACGUUUGGAUCCUGUUUCUCUGCCUCCAGUGUGAAGUCAGGAUACUUCUACCAUCUACAACGUCGGUGGAACACUUCCCUCAAAUCUGGAUUACCCAUACAGUCUUUUCUGCCAAGUGGAAACUGCAAGUCCACACAACUGUUGGGUUCCCAAACCGGCCAUUGUAAUGCUUUGACUAAGGCUGUGUUAUGGGAGGCAGAUGGAUGGACGGCUGCACACGGCGCUCGUCUGUGCUCAUCAUCACUGAGUGAGUGGCUGUUCUAACAGAGGUUGAGAUGGAGCACAGGGUGGUCCUGCUCUCAUCGCUGUCGUAGUUAAUAGAAAAAUAACUGUUAAAAUCUCUUUGAAUGUAAGUUUGAAUCCUGCUGUUGUGUUCUGAUCACCCACCCAAACUCUGCACAAUCUUCUAAGGUCUGGUUUUCAUGCUGGAUGAGCUGUGAACACGGCCAUGCCCGAGAUGCAGACUUUCUACCAGCCUUACGAUAUCCGUCACCCCCCGGGGUUCUACUUGGACCCCAGCCUGGUGCAACGACGUGUCCUGGACGAUCAGGUGGAGCUGUGGUGGUCCAGAGAGCCACGCCACUCGAUGUUGUGCUACUGUGCCUCCGUGGCGCUCAUAAUGGCGCUGGGACUGGGUGGCGUGGGCCUCCUCUCCACCACCACCAGCCUGUCCGGGGAAUGGCGCCUCGGGGUCGGCACCACGCUCUGCCUCUUAGCCCUGGCUGUCCUGCUCAAGCAGCUUCUCAGCUCUGCCAUCCAGGACAUGAACUGCGUGCGUAGCCGACGCCGGAUCGACCAGCUGAAGAGCGGCGGGAGGGCUGACCCGGCGCUGAUCUUAGCUGUGGGGCUGGCAGUGACGCUCUGCGGGACGGUGCUUCUCUGCAUGGCCACCAUCGGCAGCCAAAGCCAUGACAGCAGGGAGAUGCUGGUGUCUAGUCUGGUGCUGAUGGCUGCUGGGACAGGCAUGGCUCUAGCUGUUGUGGUCUACAGCGCGCUCACGUACCUUAAAAAAAGAAGGGAGCAGAGGAGGAGGGCGUUGAUGAGAGUGAGCAGAGCGAGGAUGCUGGGGAGCCGAGCCGUCAGGGUGUUCAGCGUCUCUGGGGGACAAAUGAGCCAGGCCAGGAGGGAGGCGACCUCCAGCAGGACCAGUCUGAUCUGAAUGGACUCACUGGCCACAAUCACUCAGAGAUACAGGAUGAAAGAUGAAGUUUGUGUAGUAAAUGGGCUAAAAGCUGUUGGGUGUUGAGGUACCUACCUAGUAAUAGUUACAAGACAGAACAGACUGCUGCAUCACGUGGAUCAACAGUGGCUCAGCGGUCCGAUGAACACGCCAUCUGCUGUGUCAGUAACACUUUAUCCAUCAUUAAAGGUGCACUAUGAAGCUUUUAACCAAAAGUGUCUGAAUCUGAAUCUUCAUUCUUUGUAUUCAGGACUGAACACACCAAACGAACAGACUGUUUGCAGGACCCCUCGAAGAAGCCACCUUUCUUGCUUCAUACUGUGUUCUGGGGACCUUAUUUCCAUUUGAGGACAUAUCGUUUAUUCAGUUAUGGAAGCACUGUAUAUACAAUAAAUAUAUCUGAGUUUGUCUUAUUUCCAGUUUGAUACAGUAAGUGUAGUUCUGAGUCUGAAUUUAUUUUCCAAGAAGACAGAGUGCACCUUUAAUAAAUGGUAAAUUUAUAGUUAUUCAAACUUUAGUUGUUUAGUUUAGUUAUGACAAUGUUAGCAAACAACACUUUAUAAACCAUUUAUAAAGCAGUUGCAUUUUGUAAAGUUGCAACUGAUGUUAAUAAACCUUAAUAACUGCUUAAUAGAGUUUAUAGAGAUUUCAUUGUUUGGUAACACUGUCAUAACCAUCAACCAAAGUUUAAAUAACUAUAAAUUGACCAUUUAUUUAUGGUGGUGGUGUGUCAGUGUUACCCAAUGUGUACAUCCAAUCAGACAUUACUGUGAUGCAAACGUACGGAAGCCUACAGAUGCCAGUGAGAGAAUUGUUGUUGUUGUUUUUUACUAAAUUUGUUUUUGAUCUAGGAAAACAUUUCCUUCACCUGCUUUCACAGAUGUAAAGAAUAACGAAUUAAAAGAUUAAAACGGGCCACCACAUUUUUUUUCUUUCUUGCCCCUCAGGGCUUUUGUACAUACUUUGUUCUGUGUUAAUAAUGAUCAUUUUUCUGUUCUCUACCACUGACUCAAUGAUGAUGAAUGUUGACCAAGUAAGUGAACGGCAAUGGACUUUAUUUAUUACGUACAUUUCUAAUAAAAAUCAGUCUAUACAUAUUAUUGCAUUAAAAAACUUUUUUUUCCCUGCCUUUCCCACAAACUGAUCAUUUUUAAACAGAAAUCUGUAACUUUCUUCACAUCCAGUUUUACUACAGUGUGCUUACUUCCUUAAUUGUUGAUUCACAGUCACAAUAUAAUCAACUGCCCAAAAUGAAUGUGAAUACUUAACUUAUUUGAGUGAUUGGCAGGCGAUGUCAGAAUUUCCCAUUGCAAGACAUGGAUGAUUAAACAUGUAAUCCAUUGAUUUUAAAGUCCUGAUUUAAGGUCAUUUUGAGGUUCAUACUUUUAUUUUGGUGCAUCUAAUCUAUGUGCUUAAAUGUUAUUAUUUUUCUCAUACUGUUUCUAUUUCCCUUCUGUCUGAACACUCUAUGUUAGCUCCCAUCUCUUUAAAGCCCAGUCUGCACUGAUUGGUCAGCUCUCGCAGGCCUGAGCAGGCAUUGCCGUACAACCAGUUAUUAUAACCAGUGUUCAUGACUACAGUCCUGAACUGCUCACUAAUUAAAUAAUAUAAACACAUAUAUGUUAUUCAGAAAAGUAUCCUUAAUACAAACAGCAGAUACACUGUGUUUCCAUACAGUAUAUUUUGGCUGUUGAUGUGUAAUUUGAGGCAACAAUACGUAAUAUAGGUUAAAAUGUACCUGGAGAUGAAGCCCAGCACGCAGUAACUGUUUCUUGGUCAUACCGUAGUCACAGGGAGGCCUGAGCAGGCGCCGCCCAACAACCAUUUAUUACAACCGGUGUUGAGAUGGGAUCGUUGUGUUGUGUUGUGUAGUGACAUCACAACCUUAUGAAAGUCCUGAAGACCCAGACCCAAAAUGCAUUCACUCUAGUCUCCAAGUUUUUAGAGCCAUAGCCCAGGUUGCAGAUAAUCUCUAUUUUUUCAUUUACCUACUGUACUAUCCAGUGGGAUGUGCUCAUCAUACGUCACUAAAAUGAACUCAGUGAGAAGCAGUAACAUUUUUCAAAAAAAUCUAUUUACUUUUUUUUUCAUUGCUUUCAUCUAAUCAAACUAUUUAAAUGUGGCCAUUUAACCAUUUUUAGCAACUGUGGCUCGAUCAGUUUUCACAUUUAUCGUAUCAUCGACUGCACAUUUUCAGCGUUUCCCAAACUAUGAAUCAGUCCUUUCAAGGGGGUCAUGGGAUGAUAUCAGAGCGAAAAAUGAAUGUAAAUUUUGAAAGAUGUGUGUCAUUGUUUUAUCUCGUGAUAUCUAUAGUUGUGACUAUUCAGGCCUAAGACAGUUAUCUUUAGUGGAACCACACACAGUUCAAAGACACGUGCA
This is a messenger RNA of Acanthopagrus latus (yellowfin seabream), 8239 nucleotides long. RefSeq names its product transmembrane protein 125b (gene tmem125b). The transcript has a single exon. Bases 5129 to 5839 code for a protein of 236 amino acids. Lineage: Eukaryota; Metazoa; Chordata; Actinopteri; Spariformes; Sparidae. The record is from RefSeq and is a predicted model, not a curated record.